ACUUUAUAUUUUCAUGGCGUGUAAACAAGUAAAUCCCAUCGGAUAAUGAGCGUUAUAUUGCACUAUUGAAAAAUAUUACAACUAUCAUCAUCGCUCGAAAAUAUUAUAACAUUUUACAAGAGUACGGCAUAAAAGAGAGCGAAGUUUAACAUGGAAGCGGAGGGACAAUUAUUGAAUAAACCUAACGAUAAAUUACGAAUUAAAGCGUACAAAAGAAGAUGGUGGAUAAUAUCAGUAUUUUCUUAUUAUGCGGGCGUUAACGCGCUACAAUGGAUACAAUAUUGUAGUAUCACGCCGAUUAUCGUUAAGUAUUAUAAUGUGAGUCCGCUGGCUGUCGAUUGGACAUCGACCGUUUUUAUGGUUGUUUAUCCCAUUUUGGUCGUUCCUGCAUCCUAUAUCAUCGACAAAAAGGGAAUUCGGUUCGCCGUGUUGACAGGAUGCACCGGGACGCUGCUCGGCACGGCCAUCAAGAUAUUUUCGAUUCGCAACGACCGAUUUUGGGUGGCCUUGGCCGGCAACGCCAUCGUCUCCUCGGCCUGCGUGAUGAUAAGCAGCCUGCCGCCGAAAUUGGCGUCCUUGUGGUUCAAGUCUUCGGAGGUUUCGACGGCUUGCUCGCUGGGCAUGUUCGGCACCCAAAUGGGCACGGCUAUCGGGUACAUCCUGCUGCCCCUCGUGGUGCACGAUCACCCCGAUCCGGAGGAUAUCGGCGAGAAUUUGAGGGUGAUUAACUGGGCAUUGACCAUCGCGAUGGUGCCUGUUACAAUUGCUGCGUACGCUUAUUUUCCUAACGAGCCUCCCCUGCCGCCCACCUUGGUGCAAGCCGAGCUUAGGGAGACCAAACCGAAGUUCGAUACGAAGGUCUUUUUCUUAUCCAUGAGGGAUUUGUUUUUGAACAAAGCUUUCGUGGUGAACAUGCUGGCAUAUUCCGUCAAUAUGGCGGUGUUUUCCGCCAUAGGCACUCUACAGAACCGGAUCAUAUUGACUUUUUACGAGGGUGCCUACGAAGAGGUCGGAUUGAUGGGUUUCCUGCUCGUCAUGUCGGGAGUUUGCGGAACUCUCUUAAUCGGAAUCGUGCUGGAUAAAACCCACAAAUACAAGGAGACUUCGCUGAUAAAUUAUGUACUGAGCGUUCUAAGCGUGGUGGCGUUCAUCUUUUCCUUGAAAUACAGAGUCAAACUAUUCACCUACAUCUCCUGCGUGCUACUGGGGUUAUUCACCAGCGCCUACAUCCUGGUGGGCUUCGAAUUCAGCAUGGAGCUGACGUUCCCGUUGGAGGAGAGCACCUCCGGCGGGGUGCUCUUCGCCUGCACGCAAAUACUCAGCGCCGUCGUCACCGUCGCCAUGGGGUACGUCAACCUGUGGGUGGGGCCGCUGAGGGCGCUGGCCUCGCUGGCCGUGCUGCUGGCCAUGGGCGCCUUCGUCACCGCCUUCGUGCCCAACACGCUCAAGCGGCAGGAGGCCUUCCGGCUGAACAAGCGCGACGGCAGCCUCAGGAAGCCCUCCUAUCACGGGUCCAGGCCCGUUUUUUGAUGUCCAGAUUGUUUGUUGUUUGAUUAUAUGAUUCUUAUUA
Phyllotreta striolata is the source of this 1570-nucleotide messenger RNA. Lineage: Eukaryota; Metazoa; Arthropoda; Insecta; Coleoptera; Chrysomelidae. The record is from the annotation of a GenBank genome assembly.